Condylostylus longicornis is the source of this 2583-nucleotide messenger RNA. It is a transcript of the gene Uvrag, whose product is annotated as UV radiation resistance-associated gene protein. The record is from RefSeq and is a predicted model, not a curated record. Gene Ontology annotation, cellular component: lytic vacuole; endosome. Gene Ontology annotation, biological process: SNARE complex assembly. The transcript has a single exon. Lineage: Eukaryota; Metazoa; Arthropoda; Insecta; Diptera; Dolichopodidae. The coding region runs from base 150 to 2426 and encodes 758 amino acids. Gene Ontology annotation, molecular function: SNARE binding.
AUAACUACUCGAAGUGAUAUUUUGGUUAAUAUAAAAUUUUAUUUUUUAAGCUUUGUUAUGCAAACACGAAUAUUUGCAAGUAAAUAAUAUUAAAAAUUAUCAAAAUUGAUGUUUACGUAAAAAGAAGUUGUUAUAUUAAAAUAAGUAUUAUGUUUACUCGUCCUCAUUGUCGUGAUUGGAUGCCUUUGUUAACACAGCAACUUCGAUUAAGAAAUGUGAUAAAAAUUAUAGGAGAAAAUAUUGAAUGCACUCAAAAUAAAGUGAGAACUCAAUGCAAAAUUUAUUACACAUUGCACCACAAUUUGAAUGGAGAUCCCAUUUAUAGAAGCGAAUUAACUACGCUUCUUGGAAAUGGAAGUGCCAAUUGGGCUGAAAUUGAUAGCGAUUUAUUUAAUAAAAUACCUUGUCGUAGUAUAUGUGUCAAAGUGUGGCAGAAAUCAUUGGAACAAAUCGAAUGGAAAAAUAAUGCAUACUCUGAAGAGGAUUCAAACACAAGUGUAUUGGAGAAGUGUGAGGAUGAAAUGCUUUUUGUCUGGGGGGUAAAUUUUUCAGGCCUGAUUUUAAUAAAACGAUCUGAAUACAAAUUUAAACCAAAUACACUAUUAUUUCAAAUUCACGGUAGUUAUUUUACAUCACCCAAUAAAAUUACAUUAGUAAAAACUAAAGUUGAAACAAUAAGUCAAGUACGACAAGAUAAUGUCGGAAAUAUAAACUCAAGAAAACAAUUCCAUGUAUAUAGAAAUUAUGAUUCUACUUCUAAUUAUUUAGGGAAUAAAAAUUUUAAAAAUGAAUUAACAUACGGUAGUGAUGAUUCACUUUUAAAUAGAAACUGUGAUAUUAGAAAUUCUAGCGAUAAUAUACAUAACACGCUUUUACCCAAUUUGAGCAGUAGUCUUGGCAUACAAACCACUCAUAGUUUUCACGAGGCUGUUACGUUAGCUGGAAAAAGAAGAUACACUAACUUAUCAGAGGAAAACAUAGCAAGUAGUAAUGAUCCUGGCAGUAUUGAAGAUAAAGUCAAAGAAUUUGUAGAGGAAUUAAAAGUUCGUCAUUUUUCAUUCAGCUUCUAUUUAAACGAAACUCGUUCUAGUUACAAUUUGGAGAAAUUGUUAGAAAUUCAAAAACAACAACGAAAAUCAAAACUUUGUUUAAAAGAUUUAAAAGAAAUUAGUGAACAUAUCUAUUUAAGGAGCGCUAAUUGUAUUAGUCUACAGUUGGUAGCCAAUAUAAAACCAGGAGCAAUUUAUCACAACUAUAACAAGUCUAAAAGCUCGCAUUCGAUGGGAAGAACCUUAAACCGUUUAUUAUUUCAAGAGGCUGAAAUAAAACCUGAGGACGUUUUGAAAGCGCAAGGUCUUAAAAAGAAGAUAGAAAAUGCAAAAUUUCGAAUACAAAUUUUAAAAGAAGAAAAGCUUCGCCUGCAUAACAACCAUAAAAAAUUAGAAAAAAAAUUAUCUGAGUUAAGUGACAAAAAUGUAGAAAUGGGAUCUUGGUUAAUGUCUAGAUAUAGAAAUUUAAGUAAAGAAAAAGAACACUUACUUAAAGAAAGUCUUGACACUGUUCUUGAAAAAAGGACAACAUUAUUAAAGACUCAAGCAAUGUUGCGUCAAGUGAAAUCUCAGUUUUGUGAUGAAUUGAGAGAAAUAUUCCAAAUCGAAAAAAAAACAUCGAACAAAUAUACAAUAUGCAAAAUUUACUUACCAAAUACAGAUGAAUUAUGUGACGCAGGGCACCCACAAGAUUCAAUAUUUGUUGUAGUUCCUAUAUCAUUGAGUUCGGCGCUUGGUUAUGUUGCACAUGUUGUGCAAAUGUGUUCCGUUGUAUUAAAUAUUCCAUUACGAAAUCACAUUAAAUGCGAAGGUUCGAGAUCAAAAAUUUAUGACAAUAUCAAAGAAUUACCAAAUAAUUCAAGAGAAUUUCCGCUUUAUACUAGAACUUAUCCUCCUCCAAAAUCGGUUUUAUAUGCUAUUUACUUACUUAAUCAAAAUAUAGGUCAGUUAAAUUUACAAAGUAAUGGAAUUGAGCACUGCGAUCCACGUGCAACUUUAGAAAACUUAUUACAAUUAUUAAAUGGACCCAGAAAUAUGGGCAAUUUUCUUUUACAGUUACCUAAUUCCGAACAAAAUAAUGAAAGUAUUCAUAAUUCGAAACAAUUAAAGUCUGCAUCAUCAACCGACUUAAAUUUAGUUGCUAUAUCAUCUGGAAUUGCCAGUAAAUCUGUUGAUGUUGCAGAUUACAUUAUAAGAAGUCCUUCAAAUAUUAAUUCUAUUGGAAAUGAUCAGCGAAUAUCACGUUCAGUUGGAAGUUACUCAGAUGAAAAUUUAUCUGAUACGAGUGAUAAAAUAUUUUAUAAUUCAGAGCCAAAUCUAACGACGCAUUCAAUUGCUGUUCAUUUGGAAAAUUUUGCGAAAAAUGAAAAUUUUUAAAUAGAAUUUAAUCAAAUCAUAAUUAAACAAAAUAUUUAGAAAUUUUAUACCCAGAUUACAGAAUAUUUUAAGUAAUAAUUUAUAAAAUUGCAUUAUAUUAAAUUUCUAAUAUAUUUCUUUGUUGUUUUUAAUCUAAUUGGCAUCAAAUUUUAAGUUC